CAAGAGUAGAGCUAGCGUUAGCUAAUAACUUUGCACAAGUGCCAACAUGAGCACACCACGGAAGACAACAAAAACUACAGAAAGUGAACCCGUCUCAACACCUAAACCAUCUCAAUACCCUCAACCUUGGAUGGACACAAAACAUUUAUUUUCAGCGGAUUCCCUGCUCAAUCAGAGCCCCCAAGGGACUGAAGCAGCUCAAAAAAGUGACUGGUUGAUGGAAGGGACGGACAGUGAUGCAAAUAAAAUUCCCAGAAGAGGCCAGGGCCUGCUGCAUAGACGGAAAACAGUGCGGUUAUCUGGGGCCACCAAGCACAGCAGCAGCACUCGCACCAACAUUAAAGACAAACUAAAAAAGCACAGGCUUUACUAUGAAACAUUGGCCAAAAUCAUGAGCAAGCCUGACAAUGAUGAGGACUCUCUAACUUGUGGCCCCUCAGAUUUGACUGCAGAGGAAAACAUUGAAAUGAAAUACAAAUUCUUAAUCCAAAACAACAUGAACUUGGAGAAUGUGACUCCUCUUGAGGACUCUUGGAUUGAGAACAUUAAGGACAAGAUCCCCAGCCACCUAAAGAUAUUGGAGACAACAAUGGAGCAGCUGGUGGAUGAAGUGAAGGAGAACUAUCUGUUCAAUGUCAAGACAGAAACCUUGAGAUUUGCAUUCAGAGAUUCAAAUGAAGAAGACAUUAAAGAUCUUCCACCACAUCGGCUAGAAAUGGAGGUGCUGCCAAAACCUUGGAAUGAAGACUUUGUCAAUGCACGAAAGAGGAUGCGAUUAAAGCUGCACUCUAUCAACCCCACAAUGCGAGAGGUUCUGUUCCUUUGGGAGGUGAAUUACAAAAAUCUUCGUCUGAUUGAUGUGGAAGACUUUCACAGUAGAGAAGAGUCCAUGGAGCUCUCUGUGUUUCAAAGAAUUGUCAGCAGACAUGUAGAAAAUGCAAGAGGAAUUCUCCUGAAUAAGUGGUUUCCUGACGUGCAGAGCAUUUAUUACCAGGGGUGCAGAAAAAAGCUGGUGCCAGCCUCCACCAAUAAGACCAAACUACUGUCCUUCUUUAACUGUGCAGCUGCACUGAUGACCUCCCAGCUACAGAGUCUUGCAAUACACUCAAUAAGAGACUAUACAAGACUAAUUUCCCAAGAUCCGCAGUCAGAGCGUGUGUAUGAGCAUUCAGGUUUUGUGCUGUAUUUGGUCCUGGAAGACGAGGAGAUCAAGUUUGAGCCGGACCUCAGACAGUAUGAAGAGGCACUGCUUAAUGUCUAUGAGCUCAUGCUCAGGUCUAUCAGCAUGGUACCUCGUGUGGAAAACAAUUUUUACCCAGAGCUGCAAGGCUCUCAGUUUGGAAGCACCUUAAAGCCAAUUAUCCUGCCAGAAAUCCUUCAGCCGCUGCAGGAGGAGGUGCGCAGGGUGUUCUGGACUGAAUGUGAGAAACCAAAAGAGUACAUCCAUGAGUAUGAUAAAUACGCUGCACUGGUUUCCAAGCAAGCUGAGAAAGAUGUAGAGCAGUUUCUCAGUGAGCAGCACUCCUUCCAAGAUAUCAUGGACGAGGUGACACACUACCAGCAACUUGUUGACCAAAUCCAGUACACAACAUGCAAGGUGAUUCGUCUCGGCAUGUUUGAGGUUCAGUCCCAAAAACUUAUCCACUCUCUGGUCAAGCAUGCUCAGGAUCUACAGCAGAGACUGAUUUCCCAGAUGCUUCAGGAUCAUCAGGAACAAAACAAAAAGAUCUGUAAUGAAUUUGAGAUGAUUGCAGAGAGAGCCCUGAGCACACCCCCAGACACAGAGAAACUGAUAGAGCUAAAGACCUUCAUGAAUAAAGUGCGAACUACAGAGAUCCCCUUGUUGCAGCAAAGACUGGCAGACUCGAACUCACAGCUGUGUCGACUGAUGGACUUUGUCACCCUCUCACCAUUGGACAUGCAAUUAAACUCACAGACCAUCCAGUGGUACAAGCGAAUGCCAUCUAUCUUUAAGGAAAACCAAAAGAUCAUCGCUGAAAAGACUGAGCUAUAUCAGAGCCAACUUAAGCUCUGCCGUAAUCGCUUUGUGGAACAAUUGGAGAGCUACAGCCUACAGGUGGAGGAACUUAGCACCUUUGGUGAGCUGGCAGAUCUCAGCAAGUAUCUCGAGAAAUCCCAGGCUCUCAAUGUCAAACUUGAAGAAGCUAUGGACAAGAUAAAUGAUUUUAACCAAGAGGAGGAAGCCUAUGGCUGGUCUGUUUCCCAGUACCCACUGCGUAAGAAGAUUCAAGACAAGCUCACACCCUUCUUGCGCCUGUAUGAGACAGCAACUGACUUCCUGAACCAGCAUGAAAAGUGGCUCACUGGUCCACUCUCGGAUGUCAACCCAGACAAGGUAGAAGGAGAUGUAGGGAACUUCUGGCGCACUCUCUAUAAGCUGGAGAAAGGCUUUGGUGAUGAACCCAAAGCACUGAGCAUAGCUACCACCAUGAAGACAAAGGUAGAGGAGUUCAAGGAGCACAUUCCCAUGGUGCAGGUACUGUGCAAUCCAGGCUUGCGAGAACGCCAUUGGGAAGCCAUGUCAGAGGUGGCUGGUAUCAACCUGAUGCCAACUGAUGACCAGGUUUGUGUGGCUCGCUACUUAUCCAUGAACUUGGAGCAGCACCUGAGCAGCUUUGAGGGCAUCAGUGAGGCAGCCAGCAAAGAGUACUCCCUAGAGAAAGCCAUGGAGAAAAUGAUCAGUGAGUGGGGGGACAUGGAGUUCAGCCUCCUGGCCUACAGAGAGACAGGCACGUCCAUCCUGUCAUCUGUGGAUGAGGUGCAGAUGCUGUUGGAUGAUCAUAUCGUGAAGACACAAACCAUGAGGGGUUCACCUUUCAUUAAGCCUUUUGAAGUGGAGAUACGGGAAUGGGAGGGCAAGUUGCUGCUUCUCCAGGAGGUCUUGGAUGAAUGGUUAAAGAUGCAGUCCACAUGGCUUUACCUGGAGCCCAUAUUCAGCUCUCCAGAUAUCAUGACUCAAAUGCCAGAGGAGGGGCGCCGUUUCACUACUGUGGACAAAACCUGGAGAGACACAAUGAAACUAGUUUCCCUGGACAAACAUGUUCUCACAGUGAUUGGCAUCGACAAGAUGUUAGAGAAGCUGAAAAAGUCCAAUGAACUUCUGGAACUGAUCCUUAAAGGUCUCAACAACUACCUGGAGAAGAAGCGUCUCUACUUUCCACGGUUCUUCUUCCUGUCCAAUGAGGAGCUGCUGGAAAUUCUCUCGGAGACCAAAGACCCCACCAAAGUACAGCCACAUCUGAAGAAGUGCUUUGAAGGCAUUGCUCAUGUUGUCUUCACCGAUGUGCUGGACAUCACACACAUGAAGAGCAGUGAGGGUGAAGUAGUGCAGCUGCUGGAUAUUAUUUCCACCUCUAAAGCCAGAGGCCAAGUGGAGAAGUGGCUGCUGGAACUUGAGAAUGGGAUGAUUGCCUCCUUGCAUAAGGUAAUAGGAGAGGCAAUUGAGGCUUACCCAAAGGAGCUGAGGAUCAACUGGGUGUGUGCUUGGCCAGGCCAGACUGUGCUCUGUGUCUCACAGGUCUAUUGGACAAAGAGCAUUCAUGAAGCCAUUAAUUCAGGACAGAAGGCUUUAAAUGACUACCUGGAACAGAACAACAGACAGAUUGACGACAUUGUGGCACUUGUGCGUGGCAAGCUAUCCAAGCAGAACCGAGUGACUCUUGGAGCUCUUGUUGUGCUCGAUGUUCAUGCUAGGGAUGUACUUGCCACGCUGGUGCAAAAGGGAAUAAGAGAUGAGAACGACUUUGAGUGGCUUAGCCAACUACGAUACUACUGGGUGGAGAACCACCUCCAGACCAAGAUGAUCAACGCUGGUUUGCCUUAUGGUUAUGAAUACCUCGGCAACACUCCACGUCUGGUCAUAACGCCUCUCACUGACCGCUGCUACCGAACUUUGUUUGGGGCCCUUCACCUGCAUUUGGGAGGGGCACCAGAGGGUCCGGCUGGCACAGGAAAAACAGAAACAACCAAAGACUUGGCCAAAGCUGUAGCAAAACAGUGUGUUGUGUUCAACUGCUCUGAUGGCCUGGACUACAUCGCUCUGGGCAAGUUCUUCAAAGGCCUCCUGUCCUGUGGCGCCUGGGCCUGCUUUGAUGAGUUUAACCGCAUUGACUUGGAGGUGCUGUCUGUUGUGGCUCAACAGAUUCUCACCAUUCAGAGAGGAAUUGCUGCCCAUGCUGAGAUGCUGAUGUUUGAAGGGACAGAGCUAAAACUGAACCCCUCUUGUGCUGUAUUUAUCACUAUGAAUCCUGGAUAUGCUGGACGCUCUGAAUUACCAGACAACCUCAAGGCUCUUUUCAGGACCGUGGCUAUGAUGGUACCAGACUAUGCAAUGAUUGCAGAGAUUGUCCUGUACUCCUGUGGCUUUGUGACUGCCCGUCCUCUGUCGGUGAAGAUAGUGGCAACCUAUCGCCUCUGCUCUGAGCAGCUGUCCUCACAGCAUCACUAUGACUACGGGAUGAGAGCUGUCAAGUCUGUGCUGACUGCUGCUGGAAACCUUAAGCUUGCUUUUCCAGAGGAGAAUGAAGACACCCUGUUGCUGAGAUCCAUUAUUGAUGUCAAUCUGCCCAAGUUUCUUGCCCAUGAUCUGAAGCUGUUUGAGGGCAUAACUUCUGACCUCUUCCCUGGGGUCCAGCUUCCAAAGCGAGACUACCGCAUCUUGCUGGAAGCUAUUGAGGAGAACUGUAAGCGCAUGAACCUGCAAGUCACUGAUUUCUUUGCUGAGAAAAUUCUGCAGAUCUUUGAGAUGAUGAUCGUAAGGCAUGGUUUCAUGCUUGUGGGUGAGCCCUUCGGAGGCAAGACCAGCGCCUAUCGUGUGCUUGCAGCAGCCCUUUAUGAUGUCUGUACUAAGGGUUUGAUGGAUGAGAACCAGGUACAAAUCACAGUUAUCAAUCCCAAAUCUAUCACCAUGGGCCAGCUGUAUGGUCAGUUUGAUCCUGUCUCCCAUGAGUGGUCUGACGGCAUCCUUGCUGUCAGCUACAGAACCUUCGCUGCCUCUCAGAGCCCAGACAGAAAGUGGCUUAUCUUUGACGGCCCAGUGGAUGCUGUGUGGAUUGAGAAUAUGAACACCGUGCUGGAUGACAACAAAAAGCUGUGUCUGAUGAGCGGUGAGAUCAUUCAGAUGUCACCACAAAUGAGCCUCAUCUUUGAACCCAUGGACCUGGAGGUGGCAUCACCAGCCACAGUGUCUCGCUGUGGAAUGAUCUACAUGGAGCCUCAUAUGCUUGGCUGGCGGCCCUUGAUGCUCUCAUGGCUCAAUACACUGCCUGCAACAAUCAGCGCAGCACACAAAGACCUUAUCACUGCCCUUUUUGACCGGAUACUGCCAGCCUGCCUGCAGCUCAUUCGCAAGGCCACUAAGGAGCUUUCCCCAACCUCAGACACUAAUCUGGUGAAGUCCUUGAUGAAUCUGAUGGACUGUAUGAUGGAUGAGUUUCAUGAUGAAGCAAAGAUAAAAAGUAUGAAUGAAGAUGAUACUUGCUCCUGGCUUGAGGGUAUCUUUGUUUUCUGCUUGGUAUGGUCAGUUGGUGCCAGCUGUGAUGAUUCAGGCCGCAAUAAGUUUGAUGUGGUAGUAAGGGAAAUACUGAACGGACCUUUAAGUGAAGAAACCCGGGCCUGCCAUGGAAUUCUAGCCAACGUCGAGGCUCCGCCUAAAGAGCUUACUGUCCCCCUGCCUACUGAGGACACUGUGUACCAGUAUCGCUUCAUCAAAGAGGGCCCAGGAAGGUGGGAGCUGUGGACAGACGAGCUCAAGACUGCUCCCUCCAUAUGCAAAGAUGUGCAGUUCAAUGAAAUCAUCGUGCCGACUGAGAAUACAGUACGAUACAUGGCACUGAUGGAGCUCCUUGUCACCCACCAGAAGCCCACUAUUUUCAUCGGCCCUACUGGUACUGGCAAGAGUGUCUACAUUACAGACUUCCUGUUGAAUCAGCUGCAGAAGGAUGUGUACAGCCCAUUAUUCAUCAACUUUUCUGCCCAGACUACAGCUGCCCAAACUCAAAACAUAAUAAUGUCCAAGCUGGAUAAGCGGCGCAAGGGAGUGUUUGGUCCUCCUGUGGGAAAGAAAAUGGUGGUGUUUGUGGAUGAUGUGAACAUGCCAGCCAGAGAGGUUUAUGGUGCCCAGCCGCCUGUAGAGCUGCUACGCCAGUGGUUGGACCACUGGAACUGGUAUGACAUGAAAGACUGCUCCAUGAUCAAACUGGUGGAUAUCCAGAUCAUAUGUGCCAUGGGACCACCUGGUGGGGGGCGGAACCCUGUCACUCCUCGGUACCUGCGCCACUUCAACAUGAUUACCAUCAAUGAGUUUGAUGAGAAGACUAUGCACACAAUCUUCUCCAGGAUAAUAGACUGGCAUCUAUCUAUAAGGUACUCUUUUCCCAAGUCAUUUAGAGCUCUGACCUCUCAGAUUGUCAAUAGUACCAUGUCAGUGUACCAAGAGGCCACCAAGAACCUGCUACCAACCCCCACAAAGUCCCAUUACUUGUUCAAUCUACGUGAUGUCUCCAGGGUCAUCCAGGGCAUCUGCCUUUCACGACCAGAGACUGCAGAUGAACCAUCUGUCAUCAAACGAUUGUGGGUGCAUGAGGUCCUCAGGGUUUACUACGAUCGACUGGUUCAUGACACAGAUCGGUCCUGGCUUGUAAGCCAUUUACAGGUUGUGUUUCAGACUCACAUGGAAGAAGACUUCCAUCAAUUAUUUAAGCAUCUGGACAAGGACAGUGAUGGAAAAGUGACUGAAGAUGACCUGCGCAGCCUCAUGUUCUGUGAUUUUCAUGAUCCAAAGGGUGAGGACCGUAACUACCGGGAGGUCAACAACCUGGACCAGCUAGGACAAGUGGUGGAGUCACACCUAGAGGAGUACAACAACAUUAGCAAAGCACCCAUGAAUCUGGUGCUCUUUCGUUUUGCUAUUGAGCAUGUUUGCCGCAUUUCCCGCAUCCUGAAACAGCCAAGUGGCCAUGCCCUGCUGGUGGGUGUAGGUGGAAGUGGGCGCCAGUCCCUCACUCGCUUGGCUGCCUACAUGGCAGAGGCAGAACUUUUCCAGGUGGAAAUCUCCAAAACCUACGGAACCACUGAGUGGCAUGAUGACCUGAAGAUGAUCAUGAGGAAGUCUACACAGGGGGAAGCUCAUGGUGUUUUCCUCUUCACUGACACUCAAAUCAAAAUGGAGUCCUUCCUGGAGGACAUAGGGAACCUGCUGAACACUGGGGAGGUACCUAACCUGUUUGCUGUUGAUGAGAAACAAGAGAUCUGUGAGCGAAUGCGUGUGUUGGACCGGCAGCGUGAUUGUGACAAACAAACAGAUGGCAGCCCCCUGUCCCUUUUCAACAUGUUUGUAGAGCGCUGUCGCACACAGCUGCAUGUGGUGUUGGCCAUGAGCCCCAUUGGAGAUGCCUUUAGGAAUCGUUUGAGACGUUUCCCCGCUCUCAUUAACUGCUGCACCAUUAACUGGUUUCAGUCCUGGCCUGAGGAUGCCCUUCAAGCGGUGGCCUGUCGCUUCUUGGAGGAUAUUGAGAUGACCGAUGAGUCCAGAGAAGGCUGCAUCAACAUGUGCAAGAGCUUCCACACCUCAACCAUUGAGCUAUCACAUCGCUUUUUGACCGAGUUACAGCGUCACAACUAUGUCACCCCAACUUCAUACCUCGAACUAAUUUCAACCUUCAAAGCCUUGCUGAAAGCAAAAAGGACUGAGGUGAUGAAGCUGAAAUGUCGCUAUGAGGUUGGUUUGGAGAAGCUACAGUCAGCAGCGGACCAGGUGGCCACUAUGCAAGUUGAGCUGGAGGCUCUACAGCCACAGCUGCUUGUAGCCAGCAAGGAAGUGGAUGAGAUGAUGGUGGUUAUCAAGCAUGAAUCUGUGGAGGUGGCAAAGACAGAGAAGGUGGUGAAAGAGGAUGAGGCUGUGGCCAACAAACAAGCAAUGGCAGCGAAAGCCAUCAAGGAUGAGUGUGAUGCUGACCUGGCUGAAGCUUUGCCGAUUCUAGAGUCAGCCUUAGCUGCGUUGAAUACUCUAACCAAUCAGGAUAUCACAGUGGUGAAGUCCAUGAAAAGUCCACCGACAGCUGUCAAGCUGGUGAUGGAAGCAAUCUGCAUUCUCAAAGGCAUCAAGCCAGAUCGUAUUCCUGACCCCGCAGGCACUGGUAAGAAAGUGGAGGAUUUCUGGGGCCCAGCUAAGAAGCUCCUAGGAGACAUGAAGUUCCUCCAGAGCCUUCAUGAGUAUGACAAAGACAACAUCCCACCAAAUCUCAUGGCCAUCAUACGCAGCAAAUACAUCACCAACCCAGACUUUGUACCAGAGAAGAUUCGAACUGCAUCCACUGCAGCCGAAGGCAUGUGUAAGUGGGUCUGUGCCAUGGACAAGUAUGACAAAGUGGCCAAGGUUGUGGCUCCCAAGAAGGAGAAGCUUGCUCAGGCUGAGGGGGAGCUGAAUGUGGCCAUGGAGGGCCUGCGGAAAAAGCAGUCUGCCCUCAAAGAAGUACAAGAUAAACUUGCAAAGCUUCAGGAGACUUUGGAUGCUAACAAGAACAAGAAAGCUGAGCUAGAGAAUCAGGUGGAUCUGUGCAGUAAGAAGCUGGAGCGAGCGGAGCAGCUUCUUGGAGGCCUGGGUGGAGAGAAGACGCGCUGGAGCGAAAUGGCUUUCAACCUGGGAGAGCUGUACAAUAACUUGACUGGAGACAUCCUUAUCUCAGCUGGGAUAGUGGCUUACCUGGGAGCCUUCACCUCCAGCUACAGACAGGAUCAGACCGAGGAAUGGAUGAACCUUUGUAAGAGCAGAGAGAUCCCCUGCUCACCCAACAUGUCUCUGAUGAACUCUUUGGGUGAUCCAGUAAAGAUCCGUGCUUGGACUAUUGCUGGCCUUCCAUCAGACAGUUUCUCCAUAGACAACGGUAUCAUAAUCUCCAAUGCCAGGCGGUGGCCUCUGAUGAUCGAUCCCCAGGGCCAGGCCAACAAGUGGGUGAAAAACAUGGAGAAGGCCAAUGGCCUGAAUAUCAUUAAACUGAGUGAUGCUGACUUUGUGCGCACUCUGGAGAACUGCAUCCAGUUUGGCACGCCAGUGCUGUUGGAGAAUGUUGGAGAAGAGCUGGACCCUAUCCUCGAGCCUCUGCUGCUGAGACAGACUUUCAAACAAGGUGGUGCCAUGUGUAUCCGCCUUGGAGACUCAACCAUUGAAUAUGCUCCAGACUUUCGCUUCUACAUCACCACCAAGCUACGGAACCCACACUACCUGCCUGAAACUUCUGUCAAGGUGACCCUGCUGAACUUCAUGAUCACUCCAGAGGGCAUCCAGGACCAGCUCCUAGGCAUUGUGGUUGCCCGAGAAAGGCCUGACCUAGAGGAAGAGAAACAGGCUCUCAUCCUGCAAGGAGCAGAGAACAAAAGGCAACUGAAGAAGAUCGAAGAUGAAAUCUUGGAGGUGCUCUCUUCUUCCGAGGGUAACAUCCUGGAGGACGAGACAGCUGUCAAAAUCCUCUCCAGCUCCAAAGUGCUAGCCAAUGAAAUCUCAGAGAAGCAGGCUGUGGCUGAGGUGACCGAGCAGAAGAUUGAUGAGACCCGUAUGGGCUACACACCCAUUGCUGUGCAUUCAGCUAUCCUGUUCUUCUCCAUUGCUGACCUGGCUAACAUUGAACCCAUGUACCAGUACUCCCUUGCCUGGUUUAUCAACCUCUUCAUCAACUCCAUUGACAACUCAGACAAGAGCGAGGACUUGGAGCAAAGACUCCAGAUCCUGAGAGACCACUUUACCUACUCACUAUAUGUAAAUGUGUGCCGCUCCCUGUUUGAGAAGGAUAAGCUGCUCUUUUCCUUCUGCCUCAGUGUCAACCUGCUUAUGCAUAAGAAAAUGGUGGAUGAGGGGGAGUGGCGCUUCUUAUUGACAGGUGGUGUUGGACUGGAUAACCCACACUCAAAUCCCUGCACCUGGCUCCCUAAGAAGUCUUGGGAUGAGAUUUGCCGCCUGGAUGAGAUGGAGUGUUUUAAAGGUCUGCGUCAUGACAUGGCUCGCCUCAUAAACGAGUGGAAGAAAGUUUACGACAGCCCAAACCCCCAUCAGACAUCGUUUCCUUAUGAGUGGCAGGAGAAGCUGAGCCAGUUUCAGAAGAUGCUGGUGAUCCGUUGUCUCAGACCAGAUAAGAUUAUUCCCAUGGUCCAGGAGUUUGUAUCCAACAGUUUGGGCCGUCCCUUCAUCGAAGCACCACCCUUCAACCUGAGUAAAGCUUUCGUUGAUAGUCACUGCUGUGCUUCACUUAUCUUCAUCCUCUCUCCUGGCUCAGACCCGAUGGCUGCCUUGCUCAAGUUCGGAGAUGAAAAGGGCUUUACCGGUAACAAGCUGACCUCCCUCUCUCUGGGCCAAGGCCAGGGUCCUAUUGCUAUGCGUAUGAUUGAGACAGGCAUUAAAGAGGGCACCUGGGUGGUUCUGCAGAACUGCCAUCUGGCCACAUCGUGGAUGUCUACACUGGAGAGAGUCUGCGAGGAGCUGAAUCCCGAUACCACCCACCCAGACUUUAGGCUCUGGCUGACAAGCUACCCGUCUCCAACCUUCCCUGUGGCGGUGCUGCAGAACGGGGUGAAGAUGACCAAUGAGGCUCCAAAGGGACUCCGCUCCAACAUUGCCCGCUCAUUCUUAAUGGACCCCAUCUCUGACCCAGAGUUUUUUGGCAGCUGUAGCAAACAGGCUGUGUUCAAGAAGCUACUGUACGGCCUGUGCUUCUUCCACGCCCUGACCCAGGAGAGGAGAAAGUUUGGACCUUUAGGCUGGAACAUUCCGUACGAGUUCAAUGAGACCGACCUCCGUAUCUCUGUGCAGCAGCUACACAUGUUCCUUGAACAGUACCAGGAGGUACCUUUUGACGCCCUGCGCUACAUGACUGGUGAGUGCAACUACGGAGGUCGUGUAACAGAUGACUGGGACAGACGAACCCUGCGCACAAUCCUCUCCAUCUUCUACAGCCCUAAAAUUAUUGAAGAUGCAGACUACAAGUUUGAUCCCAGUGGGCUCUACUAUGCACCAGCUGAGGGAGAUUAUAACAGCUAUAUAGAAUACACCAAGUCACUACCACUCAACCCGUCACCUGAGAUAUUUGGCAUGAACGCCAACGCAGAUAUCACCAAGGAUCAGGCUGAGACACAGCUACUGUUUGACAGCAUCUUGCUCACACAGUCCCGCGCUUCAGGCGGAGAUGCCAAAUCCUCAGAUGACAUGGUCUUUGAUGUGGCAGCUGACAUCCUGAGCACACUGCCUGGAGACUUUGACAUGGAGGCGGCAAUGAGAUGCUUUCCCACCAGCUACAACCAGAGCAUGAACACAGUGCUGGUUCAGGAGAUGGGCCGCUUCAACAACCUGCUCUGCACCAUCCGAGACUCCUGUGUCAACAUCCAGAAGGCCAUAAAGGGUUUGGUGGUGAUGUCAGCUGAGCUGGAGGACGUGGUAAGCAGCAUCUUAAAGGGUCGUAUCCCUGGCAUGUGGAUGAAGAAGUCCUACCCCAGCCUCAAACCACUGGGAAGCUACGUCAACGACUUCCUGGAGCGUCUGAAGUUCUUACAGGAUUGGUAUGAUCAGGGUACCCCUGCAGUGUUCUGGAUAUCAGGAUUCUUCUUCACCCAGGCCUUCCUCACAGGCAGCCAGCAGAACUAUGCCAGGAAACACACCGUCCCAAUUGACCUGCUGGGCUUCGACUUUGAAGUCCUGGAAGAUAACCAGUACACAAGACCCCCUGCAGAUGGUGUGUACAUCAGAGGUUUGUUUCUUGACGGAGCACGCUGGGACAGAGAGACCAAACUUCUCGCUGAGUCCUACCCAAAAGUGCUGCAUGACCCCAUGCCUGUGAUGUGGCUGAAGCCGGUCAAACGACAGGACAUUCCCGAGAGGAUGUGUUACUUGGCGCCUGUCUACAAGACAAGCGAGCGGCGUGGGACCCUGUCCACCACGGGACACUCCACCAACUAUGUCAUCACCAUGACACUCAACUCCGACCUGCCUGCUGAACACUGGAUCCGACGAGGGGUAGCUCUGCUCUGCCAGCUCAGCUCCUAGUCCCUGCUGAGUUUACACGUCGAAUGGCGUAUGAUUUAAAAGAGCAUGGGGAAAGUGUAAAGAAAUGCUAUCUCUGCAUUUAAGUUCAAACCUGGAGACCUCAUAGAUAUUAAAAUACCAAGGUGGUAAUACACACUCUCUUCUGGAAAAUAUAAGAAAAAGUUUAAGAAAAAUCA
This is a messenger RNA of Cheilinus undulatus (humphead wrasse), 12222 nucleotides long. It is a transcript of the gene dnah7, whose product is annotated as dynein, axonemal, heavy chain 7. Bases 47 to 12046 code for a protein of 3999 amino acids. Gene Ontology annotation, molecular function: dynein intermediate chain binding; minus-end-directed microtubule motor activity; ATP binding. The transcript is spliced from 66 exons. The record is from RefSeq and is a predicted model, not a curated record. Lineage: Eukaryota; Metazoa; Chordata; Actinopteri; Labriformes; Labridae. Gene Ontology annotation, cellular component: dynein complex. Gene Ontology annotation, biological process: microtubule-based movement.